AUGCCCGUCAGUCGAACGAAUCCGCCUACAGGCCAGCCAGUGCCACCUUCCUCUGUGUCCAUCGGCAAAAAACCGAUGAACUACCAGGCUCCCCAGCCCCAGACCACAACGCCCCAGCAGCAGCCAAAGAGCGCACGCGCCGCUUCAAAGGCUCCCGUAUACAGCCAGCAGCAGCAGCAGCAACCCCAGAAUCGCCAUCCAUCGCCCCCGACAUCCAACUCUGGCUCAGUCAACAAAUCCAGGUCAGCAUCCGGCGCCGCGGGCAGUCAGAACUCUACAACCUCGGGUCCGACAGCUGCGCAGAAGGGCAAAGCCAAUGCAAAUAAGAUAUGGAGCACUUCCACCACCGAAGAGCGCGAGCGUAUCAAGGACUUUUGGCUCGGUCUCGGCGAGCAGGAGCGCCGCAACCUCGUCAAGAUCGAAAAGGACACUGUGCUCAAGAAAAUGAAAGAACAGCAGAAACACAGCUGCUCUUGUGCCGUUUGUGGCAGGAAGCGAAAUGCGAUAGAGGAAGAGCUCGAGGUACUGUACGAUGCUUAUUACGAAGAGCUAGAACAGUACGCAAAUUACCAGCAGCGCUACGUUUCUUCUGGUUGCACUAUACCGCCGCCCCCUGGACCUGGGCCCUUUCCCGGAAGCGUGGAGCUGGACAAAAACGGCGCAGUUGUGGCACAUGCCCCUGUCAAUUCGAAGCGCUCGCGAGCCAUAAAGCAACAACAACAGCAGCAACAGCAACAGCAACAACGAGGACCGACGCCCCAAACUGUACCGCCGUUAACGAAUGGUCGCAAACAACAUCUCCCACCUCAACACCAUCCACCACCUGACAAAGAAAGUGAGUUUGACGACGAGGUAGAAGAAGAAGAUUUCGAGGGUGAAGAAUACGAAGAGGAUGACGAAGAACCAGAAGAAGAGGAGGAAGAAGAGGAAGAAGAAGAGGAGGAGGAAGAGGAGGAGGAGGAAAUCCCACAACAACGUCGUACGGCUGAUGGUCGUGUGCAGAAAGACCAGGUGGCGCCUGCAGCCCGACGAGUACCCCCACAGACACCUACAGGUGGGCGUCGGAAUGCUCCUGCAAAGGGACGGGACGGACUGUUUAAUAUUGGGAACAGUCUAACCGUUGCCGGCCCAGGCGGCAUCCUCACCGUCGCCGACGAUCUGCUCAAAAAUGACGGUCAAAAGUUCUUGGAGAUGAUGGAACAACUCGCUGAGCGCCGGAUGCAGCGCGAAGACGAAACGGUUGCAGGUAUCGAGGAUGAGAGCGAGGAGGACAGCGAUGAGGAGCGGGACGGAAGCGAGGCCGACGAGGAUGGCGAGGAUGACGGAGGUGCGAGCGACGAGGAUGACGAGGACGAUGACGAAGAGGAUGAAGAGGAGAUCAUGACGGAGGAGCAGAAGAUGGAAGAGGGAAAGCGGAUGUUUUCUAUUUUCGCUGCACGGAUGUUCGAGCAACGGGUUCUGCAGGCCUACCGGGAAAAGGUUGCCCAGGAACGUCAGUUGCAGCUCUUGCGCGAGCUCGAUGAGGAGGACAAGAGCACCCGCGAUCGUGAGAUCAAGAAGCAGACCCAGAACCAAAAGAAGAAGGAUAAGAAGAGGCAACAGAAACAGGCCAAGGAGGAAGAGAAGGCUGCUAAAUCUGCCGAGAAGGCUGCAGAGGAGGCAGCCGCGAAAGCGAGACAGAUUGCUCAAGAGGAAGAAAACCGAAAGAAACGUGAAGAGGAGCGACAGAGACGCGAGGCAGCCAAGCGAGCUGCGGAAGAGGAGAGAUUGCGCAAAGAGGAAGAGAAGAAAAAGAGACAACAGGAGGAGCGCGAGCGUGAACUGGAGAGGGAAAAGAAAAAGAAGGAGAAGGAGGAGAAAUUGAAGAAAGAGAGGGAAGAAAAGGAGCGCAAGGCCAGAGAAGAACGUGAGGCGAGGCUUGCCAAAGAGCGCGAAGAAAAGGCGGAACGCGAGCGCAUCGAGAAGGAGAAACGAGAGGAGCGGGAGAGAAUUGAGAAGGAGAAGAGACUGGCCAAGGAGAAGGAGGAGAAGGCGGAGAGAGAGGCAAAGGAGAAACUCGCUGCUGAAAAGCGUGCUGCUGCCAUUGCCCAAGCCCAGGCAGCCGCCGCCGCCAAACCUCCUCCUCCAGCGCGCCCAACGCCCACCGCGUCCGCCUCCACCUCGGCUCUGCCUGUGACCUCCAAGGUCAACGUCAAUGCGACCCCAGUGGCCAACCCGUCUGCGCCCCGUUCGCCCAGCUCGAUCGUCAACACCAAUGGCGUCGCUGCAAAGAAGGUCGUCAACAACAAGCAUAUUCCUCCUCCUGUGUCCGCACCGGCCGCCCCUGGCGUCGGGCAGAUCAAUCGUCCUCACCAUGCCCCCCAACCGCUGCAGCAGCCUCCUCCUCAGAUGCAGCAGCAGCCCAAUCUCGCUCGUCCUCAUCACCCUCUGACGCCUAUCAAUGCUCAGCACCUUCCUCCUCACCUUCCUCCUCCGCCACAGAAUUCGAUGAUGUUUGGCCAUCCCCAGGGACCCGUCAUGAUCCCUCCUGCUCUGUCUCCGAGCGUUGGAGGGUUCCCACCUAUGCAAUAUCCAUUUGGUGCCCCACCCAAUAUGCCACGCCAUCCUCCUGGUACGCCUUUGGCUCCUCAAAGGAACUUCAAUGGCCCUCCCUUCGAUGCAAACUUCCAUCGUGGCAUGCCAAUGGGUAUUCCUAUUAACAACAUCCCUCCCGCUGCGCCUGCUCCUAUCGGUCCUCCCAAGGGCAAGAUACCUGCUGCUUCGACUUCUGUUCCGAAUACCUCGAUGCUUGCGCCUGGUCAAGGUCGUCGUUCAUCGAUCCCUCUCCUCAGCACUCAGUCAGACUCCCCCGUCCCUGGGCCCAUCACGCGUCCGAACAUCGCGCCCAUCGCUCGUCCAAUUGUGGCAGCUGUAGGAGAAACUGCAAGCUCUGGGUCAGGUUCGCCCAUUCGCAGGUCUCCUAGCCCCAAAGGUGUCCUUGGAUCGUCGGCGCUGGCUGCAGAUGACGAUGAAGUUGUGUCUACGCCUGGUCCACGCAGAGUCGGUGCCACUCCUAUCGGUAUCGGUAUCGGCAUCUCCGGGCCGUCUCCGGGCGGUAGCCACUCCUGGGGUCCUGUCGGUGCCCCUACCGCUGCGAGCCCCCGCGCACCCAUCGCACCAUGGGGCGUCGGCUUCACAUCGCCUUCGGCCAGCCGCGCUAUCCCGGCGCCCAUUGGAUCCAACAACCAUCUGCACCAGAUCCACCCUGGGGUUCCGCCGCCAAUUGGAAACGGGUCGUUGUGGGGAAACGCGGCAACGCCGACGAGCAACGGAGAUAGCUGGCAUCCUCAGGCCCCUGGCGCGAACGGUUUCUUCCCGCCUACGCCAGGGUUCAUGAAUCACAAUGCAGCUGCUUCGUCUGCCCCUCAUGCGGGAGCUUGA
Psilocybe cubensis is the source of this 3420-nucleotide messenger RNA. RefSeq lists its product as uncharacterized. The coding region runs from base 1 to 3420 and encodes 1139 amino acids. The record is from RefSeq and is a predicted model, not a curated record. Lineage: Eukaryota; Fungi; Basidiomycota; Agaricomycetes; Agaricales; Agrocybaceae. The transcript has 5 exons.